GCGCACCCCCUGGCCAAGGAGAAGCUGAGCGCGUGUGUCUGGAGGGGAGGACUCGGGAGCGCGACCAGCAGCGGGAUCGAUCGAAUUAAACUCGAUUCGAGUGAAAUUAACACAAAGGACACCAGCGCAACGCACUCUAGUCGGCGUGGUUGCGGAUGGGAGAAGUGCCGGCAGAGAAAUAUUUCACGAAAAGCCACAAAACUUGAACUUUUUUAUCUUGUUAUUUAUAUUUCAAAGGACAAACGAGGACCACGGUGGAUUUUUUUUUUCCAACCAAGCGGAGAUACUAACGCCACCAGGACGGAGUUGAAUUGAUAGAAAAGACCGAAGUGACUGAGCUUGUUAGGAUCUGUAAUGAGGACCACGGAGGCUACAAUUUAGCAGCUAGCUCCUCACUGCGCAACCCCUACCUCCAUCUUGUCCCUUCCAUCUGUGGGGCCCCCACCGACCCAUGGCGGACCCAGGGAUGUUGAGUCUAUUUGGGGACGAUGCAGGGCUGUUCUCAGAUGGAUUAGAUGGUUUAGGAGGUUGCUUUCCUCAGCAGCCUGCCCCGGGCCAGGCCAACUCUCUAGCUCAGCAGAUUAAUCCCUCUCUUAACCAUGAGCACCAAGGAAACAGGGGUUACCACCAGGGGAUGAUCCAUGGUGCUGGGAAUGGCCCAGGGCAGCCUAAAUUGGGCCAAAUGUAUGACCACAGCCCUUACACAAGCUAUGAUCAAUCUGGUGCCCCUGCAGGAAGAAUGUUGGCCCAGAAUGGUCCCAGUCAGGGGCCCCAAAAUGUAAAUCCCACUAUGAAUGGCAUGGUUUCCCACUACAGUAAUAACCCAGCUAAUGCUAGCAACCCCCAUCAUGGAUACCCAGGUGAUGCUGGAGGAUCAGCAGCAGCAGCAGCAGGAGGAGGUGGUGGAGUUUGGGGCCAGCAGCAGCAGCAGCAGACCAGAUCAGCGUAUCAGCAGCCUCCAACACAACCAGGGGCCAACCCCAAUCAGAUGGGCGGCUACCAAAUGCCUCAAGGCAACUAUGGUGCGAUGCAAGGACCACCCGCACCCAAUUCAGCACGCAUGAACCAACACUACCCUCAGCAGAGCAUGGCACAUCCCCCUGCUCAGGACCCCUCUCACUACCUGGGACACAUCGGAAUGGGAGGAGCUCAAAUGAGACACCCACAGCCCCAGCCACAGGCCCAGGGCUAUUCCAACAUGGGCCACACACCGCGAUAUCCACACUCCCCAUCCCGACAACCUCCACAUUCCCACCAGCACCAACAGGGCAUAGGAGGGUUUGGUGGAGGCCAAUAUCCAGGUUUUCAGGCCCAGUAUGGAGCCCUUGGGCCGGGGAUGGCCCAGAGCGCCACCAACAGUGUGAGCUCCAACACCAGCCAGUCCAUGGGACCAGGGCAGCUCGGUCAGAGAUUCAACCAAGGAUCAGUCCCAGCAGCAGGGCAGCAGGGGCAACGAUACCCCCCUGCAGCCCCUCUCCAACCGCAGCCCCUUCCUACUCAUUCUACCCCUAUGCAGCAGCAGGCGGGGCAGCAGAGCCAGCCAAUGCACCCUUUAAACCAUGCCCAACACCCCCAGAACGUGUCCCAGCCUCAAAAUCAGGCCCAGUCUCACCUUGCACCCCCAGCUCAGGGAUCCUACCCCUCCCCAGCAUCUAUGUCCCCAAUGAGAGUGAUGGGCACUCCGACACCCCCUCCUCAGCAGGGCAGACCUCCGAGCGCAGGGCUGUCAGAGGUUGUGGGUUACACGGCCCUGCAGUCUUCCCCUAAUCCUAUGCCCCUUCCGCAGAGAACUCCUCCAAACGCUGUAUCGGCCCCACACCCUCAACACCAGCAGCCCCACAACAUGGCCUCCAGUGCUGGACAGAUGUAUCCUGGUAUGGGCCCUCAGCAUGCUCAACAAAUGGGUCCAAACAGGUCUCAGCUCCAGCAACAAGGACCUCACGAAGCUCCCGUGAACCAGGGGGGAGACCAGCGCUUGCUCCAAGCACAACAGCAGGCACCCAGGAACGGGCAGCCCCUGCAGCCCGCCCCAAUGGGUUUCCAGGGCCCGCCUGUCAGUCAGCACGGAGCGCCAGCCUCAAACCAGGGCUUAUCUCUGCCCACCCAGAACGCUCAAACACAGCACACACACCUGCCCCCGCACCACCUGCAGAGCACAACUCCUCAACCCAAGCAGGGAUCGAACCCAUGGGCGCCCACGCCUGCAGCGUCCCAUCCUCUGUCCUCACCCCCUGUUACUCCACAGAAAGUGCCUCACAUACAGCAUUCCCCGACAGACCCAUCAGGCGAUGCCUUGAUGAUGGUUCCUGAAAGGCCGACUGUAUCCGCUGGUGUUCCCAGCCAGCCUAUCAGCACAGAGCAGUCCGGCCAGCCCGAGACCAAGCCAAAAAAGAAGAAGAAGAAGAAAGCUAAGGUGGUGGAUGGAGAGGAAGGGGGGAAGAUGGCUGCUGGAGAAGUGGAGGAAGACUUCAAGUCAGAACUCCCCAAUCCAGGAAGUGAGGCUUGUGAACAGGUUACUGGCACAGGAAUUGUAGAGGGAAGCUCACCAUCAGAAGGAGAGAAGAAGAAGCGGAAAAAGAAACCAAAGGAGAAGGCACAGGGCCAAGAGCCCAAAGAGCCUAAAACUGCGAAGACACCCAAAACACCCAAGACCCCCAAAGAGCCCAAGGAGAAGAAAGCCAAGAGCUCAGUGACCAAGACCAAGACUCCCAAGAAGAACAGUGGUAAGAAGGUGGAAUCAGAGGUCGAUGUUGGCGCUGCUAAGAAGGAUUCCAAAAGGAAAAGAGAGUUGUCAAUCAGUGAUGACACGGAGGUGAAGACUCCACCCGCAUCCCCUCAUGAAGAAGAUGAGGAUGACGGUGUACAGAAACGCCGCUCCAGUCGCCAGGUGAAGAGGAAGCGAUACACCGAGGAUCUGGAGUUUAAGAUUUCAGAUGAGGAUGUCAGUGGAGAUGACUCAUCUGCUCCUAAGUCUCCAUCUUCAUCAUCCCAACAACAGGACGUGGCUGAAGCUGAGGGACCCAUCGUGGAGAAGAUCAUGGGUCUGCGCACCAGCAUCAAACAGGUGGAAGAGGGAGAGGAAGUUGAAGUGGAAGAAUUCUAUGUGAAGUUCAAGGGCUUCUCCUACCUCCACUGUCGCUGGGCCGACCUGCAGGAGCUGGAGAAGGACAAAAGAGUUCACCAGAAGAUCAAGAGGUAUAAGGCCAAGCAACAACUCAACAGCUUCAUCACUGAGAUGGAUGACGAGCCUUUUAACCCAGACUAUGUCGAGGUGGAUCGUGUCCUGGACAUUUCAGAGAGCACAGAUGAAAAUGGAGAGUUGGUGACCUUAUAUUUGGUGAAAUGGUGCAGUCUGCCCUACGAAGAGUCCACGUGGGAGCUGAAGGCUGACAUUGACCAGUCAAAGAUAGAGGAAUACGAACACAUCGCAGCCCGCACGCCCAACACUAAGAGAGUGGAUCGGCCCCCUACUGCCGACUGGAAGAAGCUGGAGGGCUCCAGAGAUUACAGGAAUGGAAACACACUCAGGGAAUACCAGCUGGAAGGCCUCAACUGGCUUACCUUCAACUGGUACAACUCACGUAACUGUAUUUUGGCCGAUGAGAUGGGUCUGGGAAAGACCAUCCAGUCCAUCACUUUCCUUUAUGAGAUGUACAUGACGGGUAUUGAGGGGCCGUUCCUGGUCAUCGCCCCACUUUCUACCAUCCCCAACUGGGAACGAGAGUUCAGAACCUGGACUGAACUCAAUGCUGUGGUCUACCACGGGAGCCAGGCCAGCCGCAAGACCAUCCAGGCCUACGAGAUGCACUAUAGAGACGCACAGGGUAAAAUUAUAAAGGGAGCGUAUCGUUUUCAUGCGGUGAUAACAACCUUUGAAAUGAUACUGGCUGACUGUCCGGAGCUUCGCAGUAUCCCUUGGCGCUGUGUCGUGAUAGACGAAGCCCACCGCCUCAAGAAUCGAAACUGUAAACUCCUGGAAGGACUCAAAAUGAUGGACAUGGAGCACAAAGUUCUGUUGACAGGAACUCCCCUCCAGAACACCGUGGAGGAGCUCUUCAGCUUGCUCAACUUUCUGGAGCCGGAGAGAUUCCCAUCUGAACAGACUUUCAUGACUGAAUUUGGUGACCUUAAGACUGAAGAACAGGUUCAAAAACUGCAGGGCAUUCUGAAGCCCAUGAUGUUGAGAAGACUGAAGGAAGAUGUCGAGAAGAACCUGGCACCGAAGGAGGAGACUAUUAUCGAGGUGGAGCUGACAAACAUCCAGAAGAAGUACUAUCGGGCCAUUCUGGAGAAGAAUUUUACCUUCCUGUCCAAAGGAGGUGUUGGUGGAAGUGGUGGUGGUGGAGGUGGUGGAGGAGGAGGAGGGGCCAAUGUCCCCAACCUCCUGAACACCAUGAUGGAGCUGAGGAAAUGCUGCAACCACCCCUACCUCAUCAAUGGAGCGGAGGAGAAGAUUAUCGACGAGUUCAGGGACUCGCAUGGAGGUCGUGCUGAUAUGCCAGACAUGGCUCUGCAGGCCAUGAUACAGGCCGCUGGCAAGCUGGUGCUCAUUGACAAGCUGCUGCCCAAACUAAAGGCAGGCGGCCACAGAGUCCUGGUGUUUAGUCAGAUGGUUCGCUGUCUGGAUAUCCUGGAGGACUACCUCAUCCAGAAACGAUAUCCCUAUGAACGUAUUGAUGGCAGAGUUCGUGGCAAUCUGCGACAAGCCGCCAUCGACCGUUUCUCUCGACCGGACUCGGACCGUUUUGUCUUCUUGCUGUGUACAAGAGCCGGAGGAUUGGGAAUCAACUUGACUGCUGCAGACACCUGCAUCAUCUUUGACUCUGACUGGAAUCCUCAGAAUGACCUGCAGGCUCAGGCCAGGUGUCACCGUAUUGGUCAGUCAAAGGCCGUCAAGAUCUACCGUCUGAUCACCAGAAACAGCUACGAGAGGGAGAUGUUUGACAAGGCCAGCUUGAAACUGGGGCUUGACAAGGCCGUCCUGCAAAGCAUGAGUGGACGGGAAAACGCCAACAACGGGGUCCAACAGUUGUCCAAAAAGGAGAUUGAAGACCUGCUGAGAAAAGGAGCCUACGGUGCUCUGAUGGACGAAGAAGAUGAAGGCUCAAAAUUCUGCGAGGAAGACAUCGACCAGAUCCUCCAGAGACGAACGCACACCAUUACCAUUGAAUCUGAGGGCAAAGGCUCCACGUUUGCUAAGGCCAGCUUUGUUGCCGCAGGUAACAGGACAGACAUCUCCCUGGAGGACCCAGACUUUUGGCAGAAGUGGGCUAAAAAGGCAGAGCUGGACCUGGAUGCCAUUAAUGGACGGAACACACUGGUGAUUGAUACCCCAAGAGUCAGGAAGCAGACCAGGCACUACAGCAGCAUCAAGGAGGACGAGAUGAUGGAGUUCUCCGAGCUGGAGAGCGAUGACGAGGACGAGCCCAGCAAACCAUCCUCCAAACCCCGGAGACCCCAAGAUAAAGCCCAGGGCUACCCCCGGUCUGAGUGCUUCAGAGUGGAGAAGAACCUGCUCAUCUACGGUUGGGGCAGGUGGGGUGACAUCCUGGCCCACGGUCGCUUCAAGCGCCCCCUGAAGGAAGCGGAUGUAGAAACCAUCUGUAGAGCUCUGCUGGCCUACUGUCUGCUGCACUACCGUGGUGAUGAGAACAUCAAGAGUUUCAUCUGGGACCUCAUCACACCGAGUGCAGAUGGGACCACCAAGACCCUGACCAACCACUCUGGCCUGUCCACUCCAGUCCCUCGGGGAAGGAAAGGCAAGAAGGGGAAGACGCCAGCCCAGCCUUUACAGAGUCCGCGAGCUGAUUGGCUGGUCACCUGUAAUCCUGACCAUUUACUGCAAGAAGAUAGCUACAAGAGACAUCUGAAACAUCACUGUAACAAGGUGCUGCUGAGAGUGAGGAUGCUGUAUUAUCUGAGACAGGAAGUCGUAGGAAACCAGGCUGAGCGCAUCCUGGAGGGAGCUGAUUCCAGUGAGCUGGAUAUCUGGAUCCCACAGCCCUUUCAGGCUGAAGUCCCAGCUGACUGGUGGGACAGCGAGGCUGACAAGUCACUGCUCAUCGGAGUCUUCAAACACGGCUAUGAAAAAUAUAACUCGAUGAGAGCGGACCCCACAUUAUGUUUCUUGGAGAGGGUGGGCAUGCCUGAUGCCAAGGCUAUCGCAGCAGAGCAGAGGGGCUCUGACAUGAUGGCAGAUGGCGUUGAUGGUGAGGAUGAGGAUCCAGAGUACAAACCACUACGAAUGCCCUUCAAGGACGACAUGGACGACUUCACCAACUCCCCGCUGGAUGACAAAGACGACACUGCGGAGGGAGAGGCUGAAGGUGCCAAAUCUGGCGAAAGUGGUCAGAUUGCAUCCAUUGUGGGCGGAGAGUCCAGUGAGCUACUCUACUGGCCGGCAGCCUCUGCACUGACAGCCCGAUUACGGCGCCUUAUUACGGCAUACCAGCGAUCCAACAGGAGAGAGCUGCUCCGCCAGGAAGCCCUCAACCGGCCUGAUGGACGCCGCCGCCGACGCAGGGACUUCCUGCCGUCUGUCCCCAUGGUUGCUGAGACGGUCGGAGGAGUGUCUUACAUCCAAGAGGGAUCCACAGUAUUCAUGGCAGACGGAAGUCCAUAUUUGGCCAAAGGAAGUGCUUACUUUGCCAAGGGUGGACAGUUGAUGCCAGAGGCUUCCCCCGUCAUGACGGCCAGCUCUCUGAUGCCUGACGGAGCCUUGUACUACAAGGAGAGAAGACAAAGAUGGACUCGUCGUGAGGAGGCCGACUUCUACCGCGUUGUGUCUACGUUUGGCGUCGUCUUUGACACCCAGCGCCAGAAAUUUGACUGGGCACAGUUCAGGGCCUUCGCUCGCCUGGACAAGAAAACGGAUGAGAGUCUGGAGAAAUACUACUAUUCAUUUAUCGCCAUGUGCAAACGUGUCUGCAGAAUGCAGGUCAAGACUGAUUCAGAACUUCCAGACCCAACCCUGAUAAUUGACCCAAUCACUGAGGAGCGUGCUUCUCGUACCCUGUACCGCAUCGAGCUGCUCCGUCGCAUUCGAGAGCAGGUUCUUCCUCACCCCUUGCUCUCUGAGCGCCUCAAGCUUUGUCAGCCUUCCCCGGACCUACCAGAGUGGUGGGAGUGCGGCCGCCACGAUCGGGACCUCCUGAUCGGAGCCUCUAAGCAUGGCGUUAGCCGCACCGAUUACCACAUCUUGAAUGACUCUACACUGGCUUUCUUGGAGGCUCACCAGCGCUUUACCAACCAGCGAGGGUCUGGUAUCAGCACGGGGGUCCAGGGAGAGUUCACCAAGGCUGGAGUCGGAGCGGCAGAGAGUGCCCCUGCCGCGCUUUUUACCCCCGCAGAGCUGGAGAGUGUGGCAGCUGCUGCCAAGAUCGCUGUUGAUGCAGCAAAAGAAGUGAAAACAGGGGAAGGAAAAAUGGAUACAGAGGUGAAAAAGGAAACGGCCGAGGAAAAUAAUCUGGACAUUCAAUGUACCAAGACUGAAAACUCUGAAGACCAGAAGAAAAAUGAGGGACAGGUUGGACAGGAGAUGGAUGAGACUGCUACUGGAUCACCCAGAAAAGAGGUCAAAGAGGAGGAAAACAUUUGUCCUAAAGUGGAAAAAGAAGAGACGAAAGAGAAGAUGGAUCAGAAAGAACAGAUAAAAGAAGAGAAUCCGUCUGAGGAGAACAAAGCCACCACUGAGGAGGAGAAGAAGAGUUUGAGUGAAGACUACUCUCAAAGGGACCAGGAGGAGAUGAUUAUUGACCUCUCGGAUCACCUCGACACCUCUCCUAAAGCACAGCCAGGGCACAAGACGGUGGGAGAGGAUGAGGGAGAAAGGGAGAACCCAGAAUCUCCCAAGUCUCUGAAAUCAACCGACCCAGAGAAAAGCCCCGAGGGCGAAGAAGAGGACAGGAUGGAUGACGACGACAAAUCAGAGAAAUCCUCUCAGGCCGAAGUGAGCGCAGCAUCGGAGCAGAAGAACUUUGACGAGGAGAGCAUCGCCUCUCUGAGCACGUCAGCCCGGGAUGAAACCAGAGAUGGAUUCUGCCCCGACGACCUUCCGGAAACAUCUACACUGCAAGCCUUACAGGACCGUGCCUACGCCUUCUCAUUCUGGCCCAAGGAUCGAGUGAUGAUUAACAGGAUGGAUAACAUCUGCGAGGCUGUGCUGAAGGGCAAGUGGCCGGUCAACAGACGCCACAUCUUUGACUUCCCAGGGAACCUGGUGCCUGGACACAGCUCUGCGUUAGCUGCAGCUGCCACCGUCGACAGCCCACUGCAUAGGCGGAGCCUGGCCGAGCUGACGAUGACUGGAAUUCAUACGCCGUACAGCGCAAGUGAAGACACAACCAUAUCACCUCAGGUUCACGAUGGCGCUCUCAGCCUGACGAUACCUCGCCAGAGGAGGAGGAGGAGGAGAAAGAUCGAGAUAGAGGCGGAGAGGGCGGCGAAGAGGCGCAACCUGAUGGAGAUGGUGGCCCAGCUGAGAGAAAGCCACUCUGCUGCUGCAGAGCCACAGAACCAGGCCAUAGACCUCACCAAGGGCAUGCAUCAUCACCACAAGUCCUCACCCUCACUGACCGGAUUUCCAAGUGCUCUGGUCACAAGCUCCGCCCUCAAGGCUCAGAUGGAGCUGCUGCAGCAGGCGAUGCCCUCUGGAGAACGGGCUAACGGUUCCCUCGAUGCCGACGUGCCCGUCAUGAGGAGGAGGCGUGGCCGCAGGAAAAAUGUGGAGGGUCUGGAGCUGCUGUUCAUGGGCAACAAGAGACCAGCAGCGGAUGACGGUGACGUGACGGUGGUGGAGGGGGUUCAGGAGUCCGCCCGUGCCCACAGAUCACUGACCGUCCCCGAGCAGAGCCCCAGCACCAGGUCUUUAGCAUCAGGCAGUCUGGACGAGGAGGAAGCAGCGGCGGCGGCGGUGUCAAACAAGGAGCUGGGAGAGUGGCUGCGACAGCACCCCUCGUACAGCAUGGACAUGCCUGGAUACACACCAAAGAGUGAGGAGCUGCUGCUGUCUCAGUUCUCCAAACCCAAACAGAAACGCCAUCGCUGUCGAAACCCCAACAAGAUCGACAUCAACACGCUGACCGGGGAGGAAAGAGGGCCCGUGGACACCAGACGGCAUGGAGGCAAGAUGGGCGGGGCAAUGGCUCCACCAAUGAAGGAGCUUCCCAGAUGGCUACUGGAGAACCCAGAGUUUUCCAUCGCCCCUGAUUGGACAGACAUCGUCAAGCAAUCGGGUUUCCUCCCAGAAGCCAUGUUUGAUCGCCUCCUCACCGGCCCCGUCAUCAGGGAGGAGGGCGUCCGACGCCGAGGUCGACGACCCAAAUCUGAGAUCGCCAAGGCGACAGCCGCGGCUCAGGCUGCCGCAGCUGCUCAGGCCGCCCAGGCCUCACUGGCGACGGCUGCUUCCUCCGCAGGGGGCAUCAAUCCUCUGCUGCUGAACAGUCUGUUUGGAGGGAUGGACCUGUCGUCCCUCCAGAGCCUCCAGUCUCUUCAGUUGGCUGCAGGUCUAAUGGCCUUCCCUCCUCCCACCGACCCUAAGCAGGCUGCAGCCAGCGCCGCCGCCGCCGCCUCCAUGCUGCCCCUCAUGCUGCCUGGUAUGGGAGGACUCCCCAACAUGGCCACCGCCCUCCCCAACAUGUUCACCCUCGGUGGCCUCUUCGGCGGUAACCUGGCAGCAGCGGCCACAUCCAAUUCCACCGCCGCAUCAGGGAACACCAACGGAACAGCGGAGGGAGAGGGAAGAGAGAGUGGCAACUCGGCGGCAAAGCGGAAGAGAGAAGCGAUGGAGGAGGGGGACAGUGUGGAGGAAGGGAAGGAGCCGGGGGACAAAGAGCAGGCAGAGGGCAGUGGAGGAAAAAAGGAGAAAGAAGGUAAAGAGGGCAAGGAGAAGAUGGUGAAAUCAGCCGGUGACGUCACCUCUGCUGCCGAGCUGCCAGCUGUCGACUCGCCGGCGGAGGCUUCCUGUAACGGCGAUGCUGCAGCCCUGCUGGCAGCUGCCGGCAUGUCUGCCAACUCCCUGGCCUUCAACCCCUUCCUCCUCUCCACCGUGGCCCCCGGCCUCCUCUACCCCUCCAUGUUCCUACCUCCAGGCCUGGGCGGCCUCAGCCUCCCCGGCUUCCCCGCUGCGUCCACCUUGGCAGAGCUUCAGAGCGCCAUGGCGGGGAUGCUGGGGGGCAGCGCUAUGUCCGCUAACCCCGCCAGAGGAGGAGCAGAGGGAAAUGUGCACCGCAGAGCGGCAGGAGGGGCCGCCGACGACGACAAGAAGGAGGAAGAUGAGGGAGGAGAGAGUGACUAUGCGGAGGAGAUGGAGGAGGACGUAGGAGGCGAGGGAGACGACUCGUUGGUGGAGGACGGUGGAGACAGAGAGGAGCCUGCAGCGUCUCCACAAAAGGACAAGAGUGACUGAAUGAGUGAAGUGAGCGAGGGUCGGCCUGGGACGUUGCUUCACCCGUGACCUCCCUGCUCCGACCUCCUCCACCUCUCCUCCCAUGUUUACACGCCUCCAACAGAAAUAUUCAAACUAUUAUCAGUCUGUUUUGUUUUUGUUUCCUUUUUUUUUUUUUUUUCUGUUGUUAUUGAUGAGUUGUUUGUUUGUUAUUUCUUUUGUGGCCAGGUUUAUUUACUAUUUGUCAGAGAGGAUGAAGUGUGUGUGUGUGUGGGUGUGUGUGUGUGUGUGUGUGUGUGUUCAGUCUCUCUGAGUGAUAGUGUAGUCAGGGAAAGAAGAGUCUGGCUCUUCUUCAAAGACUGUUCUCUUAUCUGUCGACUCUUCUCUUCCACAAACCCAGACACAGGACUUCACAUGGUUCCAAUAGUGCUAAUAUUAUUAUGUUUAUUAUUGCUGCUUCAGCCCGUGUCAUUAUUAUUAUUAUUUUUUAAUUUUCUUCUCUGUCUGGACUGUUAUGUUGCCGUUUGUUGGUUGUUGGCAGCGAAUGGUCGCAGAGAAAAGCAACAGCCGCUGCUGGUAUGUUUUCUCAAAAAGAAAAACAGUUCUCAAAAAAAAAAGGUAAAAAUGGAAGAAAGAAAAUGGCAUUACAGCUGAGCCCACUGUCUGACAACGCUGCUGCAGGAAGGAAUUGUGGGUAAAGAGAGUCGAGCUGUUCUGUCCGUAGUUCUCACACAUAUCAGGUAGAAACUGAUGAGGAAGAAAGGAAAGGAGGCUCGUCUGGAGCUCAGUCUCAGACACUGAUGACCACACACACACGUCAUACACACACACGUCAUACACACACACGUCAUACACACACAUACAGGUCCUCUGAGUUUCACCACUAGACACACCCACACACUAACCCCCCUCCAGCCCCCCCUCCCCCUUAACCUCCGAGUCAUGUGACUGUUUCUGGAAGGACUUCCUGCCAGCUGCGCUCUUGUGCGUGCACGUGUGCUGGUGCACGUUAAAUCAUUACUGUUAAACUCAGUCCCACACUGUUUUGAGUUCUAGUCUCAAGUCUUUCCACUGCCAAGCUGAUCCUUCCUCUGCUGGAGUCGGCGCCUGGUCUGGGUUCAGGGUUCAGGGGACUUUGUGAUCCUGGUCCUGUUCAGUCACUGAAAAUUCCCUUGGAAGUUUCUGUGAGGGAACAGGAAGUGGUGUUCCGUACGCAGACAAGUGACGUUUCAGGUUGAGUCUGUGGGGAGGAUUUCCUUGAUUUCCUCAUCGUUGCCACGUUCAAAAUUUUUUUUAAAGUUACUUUUGUUUUGUCUCUUUUUUUUUGUUGUUCUGUUUUUCUCCUCCACGUCCCACUAAUUCCAGACAGAUUGCUGCUCCUUACUGACCUCUCUUUAAAAGACUGUUGCUCUAGUCACACACACUGACACCAGGCCUGGCCAGAUCAGGACUGAGACACACGUUCGGCAGAGUUGGACACUCAAACAUUUCUUCACAAAGUUCAGCUCUGGAUGCGAAGUUUAAGAGAAAAAAAAAUACUUGAAAGACGUGACAGGUGUAUGAUUUGUUUCCAUUCCUGAGGCCAGUUUUAUGUGUCUUGAUGUGAAUCGAACACUGCAAGUGGUUCUAAUUUUUGAAAGUACAUUUUAAACACACUGUGGCCAGGUCCGAGGAUCUGGUGAUACAGCCAGCCCAGCAGAUGACGAGAGGCAGCACUGGGCCCCGGCUUUCCUCUCCAAUGCUGAGACAGCAAUAACCAAGGCAGCUUUUGAAUGUUCCAACAUUACUGUCCCAAUAUACACACACACACACAGACACACACACACACACAGCAAAAUCACACACCCGUGUAUGAAUAACCACAAGUGUCAUAUAAAUGAACUAAAACUGUAAAAAUACAUUAUACAUUAAGUACUGCAAUCAGUUUCCUCUCACUCUGUUCCUGUUGAUGCACUGGUGUUAAAGAGUUAAAAUAAUCAGGUACCUUUAUUACUUAGCUACUUCUUGAAAAAAAAUGGACUUUUUGUUACUUUUAGCCAGCAAGCUGAAGAGCAUUACCUCAAAAUUCUUAUCUAGCCUUGAAGUUUACAAACAUACCAUGUAAAUGUUUUUGUUCCUUUUUUUGGUGUGUAUCUUUUUGUUUUUUGUUUUUUUUUCUUUUGAAGACAUCAUGUAUGAUGAAUUGUAGCUAUGAUGCUUUUAAUAAAAGUGAAUCACGAUAUUCGCCUAGGAAACCAAA
Messenger RNA from Cynoglossus semilaevis (tongue sole), 12623 nucleotides. It is a transcript of the gene chd7, whose product is annotated as chromodomain helicase DNA binding protein 7. Gene Ontology annotation, molecular function: protein binding; ATP binding. NCBI's taxonomy places the organism in Eukaryota, Metazoa, Chordata, Actinopteri, Pleuronectiformes, Cynoglossidae. The record is from RefSeq and is a predicted model, not a curated record. The transcript has 41 exons. Bases 452 to 10405 code for a protein of 3317 amino acids.